AAUGAUUGUGAUUCCAAAGCGGUGGUGCAUUACGUUGGCCUCUUUUGCUACUAGCGUUACUACAUUCACCCACCUCCUUUAUGCGAUGCCAUUGCCAUUUGAUUUUAUAAAGUUGCAUUUGGCUGUGAGCAACAACAAAAAAAGGACAAAAGGUAGCAUCAGAAGUCAUGGUUCUUUACAGAGGACAACGUGUAAACGUGCUGCGGUAAGUGUAUCACUAUCGCUAUGAAUGAACUAGCUAUGGAGCGAUGAACAUUCAUUUCCGACCAUGCACCGAGAUCGUCUCACACGCUCAAAGAGUAAAUCGGUUACAGUCGUGCGUCGUGUGAGCAACAGCGACCGGCGAGUCGAAACAAGGGGGGGCUAUUUCAUGUCCGUUUCAUUCAAACCAGUUUCUGCCCAGGUUACGGGUUUGGGUUCUAUUUUGCAGCAUUGCAUUGCUAUUCCCACAUAAACAUUCUUCUACGCAUGCGCUAGAGGUGGAAGUCUGUUUUACGGCAGUAUUGUUAUUACUAUAAUUUCACCAAAAAAAAGUCACCAAAGUAACGUUAGCCUAAUUGCGUUUGCAAUGAACUGACAGUGACCGUUGGGAAAACAUUUUAACACACAACUCAUCAUUUCGUGAAGAACAUGUCUCCGUGGGGCCGUUUUUACGACAUGUCGUAAAACAUGUGUGUGUAGUGCAGUCAGAGUCGCCAUCUUUGGUGUUUAGAAACGAAGCCAUACGCCGCGAGACGCUGCGGUUUAACGUGAUUUCACGGCUAAAGGGCGACGUGAGGCACUGCGCGGGGCGGACUGCCCCAUCGCAGCAGCGUUAAGACCCUUCAAAUGCGCAAAAAAACACGUGAUAAAAAAACGUGUCCGGCCUAGUGGCCCUUCACUGGCCACCCGGACCAGCAGCAUGUCCGCUGCUCUGUUGUUGUAAGGGAGGCAAAACAAAGAUGGCAAUAAACAACACGGGAAAUAAACGAGGCUUCUGGGGAAUGAUACGACAUCAGAAUGGAAGCAAACAUAUUUAGGGCCGUGCAAGUUAACGCGUUAUAAACACGUUGACGUAGCAAUCCAUUAACUCCCGACAGUGAUGUGGUCAUGAGUUAACAGCAUGUUGUUGGGGGAGGGGCUUAACACCGCUGCACGCAUUGCCGAGAAAAUGGGGAAAGGCACGGCGGUUUUAAACGGACAUUUCUAUUUUAAAUUCCUACCAAACGGCGUUUUCGACAGAAGCAAAGCCAUCUGUUACCACUGCAAACUGGAAUUUGCGUACCACCGGAGUACCACAAGUCUAAAGUACCACCUAAAGGCGCUGCACGGCGUGGACGCCAGCCUCCCGCCGGCAGACACGCAAACAACCAUCGUAGCUAAACCUCGGAAGACGACGAACGCCGCCGCCGCUGCGUGCGGGAGAACCAUCGACAAGCCAACGGGAGAAAGGCUAACGAAUGCGCUGGCCGCGUGGAUCGUGAAGGACUCCAGGCCGAUUGACGCGGUGGAAGACGUCGGCCUGAGGAGGCUCCUCAGGAUCGCGACGAACGACGGCGCGUACGAGCCUCCCACGAGACGCACGCUCGUCCGGAGGAUACACAAGUUGUUGGAAACGGAGACGUCGACAAGCGCCGCGGCGUCGCAACACCUGCACCCGGAGAGAGCUUUGGAUUUUAACCAUGAUGAAAUAUCAGAGGACGGUCCUUUCCUUCAGAACGCCUCCAACACAAACUACGUCCCGGAUGCGGUUUUGCCGCCGGGAGAGCCGUGGCUCCGCGGCGGCCCCUCGCGAGCGACUCUGUCGCUGCCCUCCUGCCUGUUCCUGUGUGGGGAGCCUGGGGCUGAGAUGUCUGGUCCCGGGUUUUCUGGCGAAGAGCAGAUGGGAGAGAUGAAAGUGUACGCCAAGUGUCAUCUACAGCAGGGCACCAUGUUUGGGCCGUACGUAGGAGAAAUGUGCAGAGGAAAAAUGCCGACCGACCUCAAAUACGCCUGGGCUAUCAGAGACGAUGCUGCUUUUGUCUACGUUGAUGCUUCUGAUGAAAGCAAAUCUAAUUGGAUGAGGUAUGUAACAUACACCAGCCGGGAGGACGGACAUAACCUGGUCAUUUUCCAGUUCUACCGCCACAUCUACUACAAGGUUUCCCAGCCCAUUACGGAGGGAGGCGAGCUGAGGGUCUGUAUCGGUAAAGAUUAUGCCACCUUGCUGGGCAUCGAAAUGGGUGACAAUAUGAAAUGUGAAGUUGGAGACAAAGAGACAUUCCUGAGCCUCCUGCACGACAUCCAACUGGUCACCCUCCCCGAGCCCAGCGGCUCCUCGCUGUGGUCGGACCGCAGCCAAUCGCAGAGCCCCAAGCUUAUCAUCAGCGACGUGACCACGGUGUCAGACGCAGCAAGUGACUCGGGCAUUAUGGCCGGCUCUGCCUUCCCCUCCCUGGUCUCCCCAGCGGGCUCUCAGUCAUUCGACAAAUAUGAUUUUAUCCCCGGAACCGAGAAACUGCUGAGUAAUCCGAACGCCACGCCGACCAGCCCGUGGUACUUUUUUGGGUUCGAGCCGGACCCCACCGGCCGGCCUCUAGACCGCGGCACUGCAGUGUGUAAGCUGUGCGUAGAACACGUGGGUUGUGGAGGAGGAGGAGCAGUGGAUCUGCACAACCACCUGACCGGCAAGCACCACAUCAGACUACCGCGCGACUGCAUCAAGGAUCGGACCUGCCUGCCAAUAGGUCCGCAGCGCCCGCAGCCACUGAUGGUCAACGGCAGUUUGGUCAGCACCCCCCCGCUGGUGCUCUCCACUCAUGUGACCGAUGCCAUCGCCAACUUUCUCAUCGCGGAUCUCCAGCCGCCGGCUUUGGUGGAGGGCGACGGCUUCAAACAGCUGAUCAACACCUUCCUGCCCUCCUGCAAGAAGCUGCCUUCACCGUGGCAGCUGGAGAACCUCCUGAAAAAACACCACACCAGAGGCAAGGCCAGCCUGGCUCUGCUGCUGAGGAGGAAGAUGGGCGGUGGCAAUAAUGCAGACGCAUCCGACCACACUGCUCCCGUGGAGUUUGAGUCCAGGAAACGCGGGCGGCCUCCCGGCCAUCGCAGGGAAGUGCCUCACUUUGUCACGUUAAGUGUGGACGUGUGGGCGCACAACUGGCAGGGCGAUACUGAGCGGUACCUCACCCUCUGGGCGCAUUACAUCGACCACGGCUUUAGUUUUCAAAACAUGGCGCUGGCCACCCGAAGACUGACCGCAGGCGGCGAUAAAGAUUACAGCCCGCAAGCAGUGGAGGCUCAAGUGAAGGUGAUGGCUAAGGAGUGGGGGAUCUCCGUGCCAAAUCUGGUCUUGCUGGGCGGGGAGGUCCGGAACAAGGCGAGACCGGGACCAGUUAAGCGAGGCAAAACCGGAGACGCUGCCGAGAGCGGCGCCCACCCGAACUCGACCAAGCUCCUCGAGAGGGAGGACGCCGCCUCGCCCGGGGAACCGCAAGGCGGGGAGCCCGGCGACGCGAGUCAACGACCGCCCGCCGUGCCGAGCUUCUUCAGCGCCGCGCAGGGCUGCAUCGAGGAAGUGAUCUCGCACUCUGUCGUCUCCAAGACCCUCGGUCAAUUCCAGGGUGCUCUCGCCAACCUGUUCGAGCCGCCUGCUCCGGACAAAGGCUCGUAUCAGCCCCACGCCCAGAGUCUGCUGCAGAGCCUGGAGAAGCGAGAACAGGCGGAGCUGAAGUCGUGGGCUCACAGCCGGCCAGCGUGGAACAAGCUGUACCCUCUGCUGAGCACGCUCAUCAAACACAAGAGCCGUUUCUGCGAUACGCUUGGCGAGAUCAAAAGCGACGGCCUGCUUAAAGAAGACGCUGGUCCGGAAUCUAGUCUGUCCGGCAGCUGCCAGGCCAAGUCCGCCUCGGCGGGCUUUGCCGCUCUGCGAUCCGAGUGGAAGGUCGUGGAGGAGCUGUGUUCAGUCCUCAAACCUUUGGACGUGGCGUGUCGAACCCUCGCCAAGGAGGCCUUCCCCCGUCUGUCCCUGAUCAAGCCCAUUCUCACGGGCCUGCUCUCCCGCCACCUCGUGUCGCGGCCGGGAGAUUCGUCCUCCAUGCUGAAGGAGGUGAAGAGGAUGAUGAGGCGGAACUUGGCGAGCUGUUAUGAAAACCCCGCCGUCAACCAAGUUCUGUGUGUUGCGUGCGCGCUCGACCCCCAGUUCCACGGACUGGGCUUCAUGGAGGUCAAGGAACGGAAAGCCACUUUUGAUUCGCUGAAGAAAGAGGCUGUGAGGAUUGUGAAGGAGGAAAGGAGGCGAAGUCAAGGUCAUCGGCAGCGCAAGCGGAGCCCCUCACCUGGGUCAGCGGAGUCCGAGGACGACUUCAUACGGAGGAGCAAACGCCUCAAAGACUCCCGGCCGAUAAACUUCAGGGAGUUUGCCGAUCUAGAUGAAGAUGAGGAAGCGGAUGAAGAUGAAGACGCUGACGUCGAUGAAGAGAGCGACGCAGUGGAGAGCGAUGACAGCGAGGGGGCCGAUCCCGUCCCUCAGGGAGGACUCUCUGGAAUGGAGUUCCUCCUGGGAGACCUGUUCUGCUCCGCCCCCAAGAGCAAGCAGAGCUCGGUGGAGGUCUCCGUAGACAUGGAGCUGUCCGUCUUCAGAGCCGACAAGGGGGCUUCGCUGGGAGUGGAGCCCCUGCAGUGGUGGAGGACGAAGGCGGUGCAGCUGCCGCUGCUGGCCACGGUGGCCCGGGCCUACCUGGCUGCCCCGGCGGUGGCGGGUAGCGCUGCGCAGGACUUUGCGCAGGAGGAAGCGCUAGCGACGUACAGGAAGAGGGCCAACAUUCCUCCAGAAAGUUUGGACCCCAUCUUGUUUCUGCACCACAACCACAUGGCCGCCGCUGAGAGCGGGCAAAAAGCAGCCAGACACCACGACACAAUGUGUGGGAUAUAAAAGGUCCCUUUUGACACAAAUGUCCUUCAUUCUUCACCUGCGCUGAAUUUAACCAGCUUGACUAACAUUUAUCUUGAAUUCAAGAAAAGAAAGAACAUGUCGUCCCGUGUCUAAGUUCUUUGAAUUGACUUAACCUUUUUCUAGUAUGUAUGACGUGCCUUACUCUUUCUGGAAAAUCAUUUCUGAGAAGAAUCUAUUUAGAGUCUAUAAACAUGAAUAAUUCCUCCGUGGUUGCACUGUGGAAGGCUAUUACCAUGUGGUGUUUCUUUUCAGGCCAUUUUUUAUUUGUAUGAGAAAGUAUACGAUGAAAUACGACCCAAAGACUGAAUAUUAGCCUACUUAGUGCUACUUGAUUUGAACAUAAACUGCUGUUACGUUUUGGUUUUGAAGAGACGUUAUUUUGUUGUUCCUGCUGUAAUUCUGAAAGUAAUUUGUUUUAUUUUUCUAGUUUGACUCACCGGAUGUAGAGUGUUGUGAUGGCUACGUUUCAAAAGCUACCCUGUUGAAAAUGUGCUAAGCAAUGUCACUAUUUGAAUUACUUCAUCAAGUAAUUUUAUUUUCUAGCGUAAACCCCACACAUUACUCAGUACUUGACACUGGUUACUGUGAGCCCUUUAGCUGAUAAGGACUUGAAUUAAAAGUGUAACAGAGCUACAGCAUAAAUGUUGCAUUUGAUAGAAAAAUGUUUUCACUGAAAAUAUUUGUUAACCCUUCCAAAUCAAUGAUAUUCUUUCAUUGGUUUCAUUUCUUACUUUUUCUCAGUAACGGAUUUAGCAUUAUUACUUUUUUUCACUUGUCAUAGUGUGAUUCAUUUUUUCCAGCAAUUAGCUCAAUGUCUGUAUUGCUGUAGUAGAGUUGAAGUCUUCAGUCAUAUUUUAUCUUCGUGCAUAAAAACUGUCACAUACUUAAAUGUAAAAUGAAUCAUAGAUAAAAGACUGUUUAAACACGUUGCCAGGUUGAGUUGUACAUUUCUUGCUGUACUUUGAAUUCUUUAGACAAAUAUGCAGUCUGUUGCUCAGUUACUGCUCAAACAAUAAAACAGUUAUUUUGAUAA
Messenger RNA from Gasterosteus aculeatus aculeatus (three-spined stickleback), 5945 nucleotides. RefSeq lists its product as uncharacterized. Gene Ontology annotation, cellular component: nucleus. NCBI's taxonomy places the organism in Eukaryota, Metazoa, Chordata, Actinopteri, Perciformes, Gasterosteidae. Gene Ontology annotation, molecular function: protein dimerization activity; DNA binding. Gene Ontology annotation, biological process: regulation of transcription by RNA polymerase II. The record is from RefSeq and is a predicted model, not a curated record.